Molecule: messenger RNA, 1148 nt
Organism: Tripterygium wilfordii
Lineage: Eukaryota; Viridiplantae; Streptophyta; Magnoliopsida; Celastrales; Celastraceae
Product: cytidine deaminase 1-like
Exons: 1
Coding region: 116-1000 (294 amino acids)
Cellular component (GO): cytosol
Molecular function (GO): zinc ion binding; cytidine deaminase activity
Source: RefSeq, a predicted model, not a curated record
ACUCCCUCAGCUCUUCACUUUCCUCCUCCCUCGCUUUCCUCCUCCUCAUUUGCAGGAACUCUCUUUUACUCUUAAAUUCCAACAAAACCAUCAAUCUCGACCCACCAACCACGAAAUGGACCGACCCAGAUUCGUAAUCGAAGCCGCCGAGGCUGAAUCCAUGGCCAAACAAUUGGGUCUCACCGUCCCCCACAUCCUCCCCUCUUUCGUUAAAUCAGCGCAGGCCUUAGCCCGCCCUCCCAUCUCUAACUUCUCUGUUGGUGCAGUCGGACUCGGAUCCUCCGGCCGGAUCUACCUUGGCGUUAAUCUCGAAUUCCCAGGUCUCCCUCUCCACCACUCCGUUCACGCCGAGCAGUUCCUCGUCACAAACCUCUUCCUCAAUGCGGAGCCCCACCUCCGCUACGUCGCCGUAUCCGACGCCCCCUGCGGCCACUGCCGUCAAUUCCUCCAGGAAAUCCGCGGCGCUUCCGAUAUGGAAAUCUUGAUCACCGGACAAGACGAACCUAAUUACAUUCCCGUCUCUCAAUUGCUCCCUCACAGGUUCGGCCCCGACGAUUUGCUCAACAAAGACGUGCCUCUCCUCCUCGAAUCCCACCAUAACGGAUUAGGGUUUCCGAACAAUUUUCACUCCAAUGGCGAGAUUGGGAAUUGGGAUUUGUUGAAGCACGCGGCCCUUGAGGCUGCCAACAAAUCGCAUGCGCCGUACAGCCGAUGCCCGUCCGGGGUUGCUCUGAUGGAUUCAGAGGGCAAAAUAUACAGAGGAUCGUAUAUGGAAUCGGCCGCGUAUAAUCCGAGCUUGGGACCGAUUCAAGCAGCGGUGGUUGCUUUAUUGGUGGGUGGGGGUGAGUAUGAAGGGAUUGUGGCGGCGGUGUUGGUGGAGAAGGAAGGAGCUGUAGUGAGACAAGAACAAACGGCGAGGUUGCUCUUGCAGAGUAUUUCGCCGAAGUGUGAGUUCAAGGUGUUCCAUUCCAGUCUGAUCGCCAAUGGUUUCAAAGAAUAAGACUUUCUUUGUUGAGCAAAAUCAAUGUGUAUAAUCAAUCGAUCAAUGAAAUCAAUGAAUAUUGUCUCCCCUGCGAAUUCCUCUGCUUCAUAUUUGCCAAAAUUAAAGCUUUCUUCUGCUAUAAAAUUCACAAAAUAAUUUUGGAUUC